CCAACAGCCCUAGCUCUGACUCGACCCCUAGUCUGGGAACUUCCAUAUGCUGCAGGUGUGGCCCUAAAAGGAAAAAACAAACACACAAACAAAACCCCUCCUAUACCCUGGCCCCUUCUUUACUUCUUUGGAGCAGUUCUUUGAAGCUGUCUGAGAGGCUGUCACCCAGGCUGUAGUCCUCAGUAAGCUCCCCGAAUAAAACUUGUAGGUCAUACAGUUUUCUUCAGCCAGCAACUCCCUGGGCUGAUAUCCAGGGUGACUAUGUAACUGGUCUGGGGUCCCACAUUCAGAGGGGGAGUUAGCUUUGAACCCAGAGGCCUGAUCUUUCUCUCUCCCUGGGCUACUGGACCUGUGCCCUGCCAGGCCAUUCAAGUGAGGACAGCGAAUGCAGAGCCACCUCUUCUGCCUGCAUCUCCCUCAGUGAUGCCUGCUGGGAAACCACCUCCUGCAUGGUGUGGGCUCUGCCAGUGUUCUCAGUCUGGACUAGCCGCAUUGCAAGGGCUGAUAGGCACUGGUGGGGAGCCAGCAGCAACCCUAGUGGAGAGCUCUGUCCAGACCUUGCCCCAAGGGUCAGGUGGUUGGCCACGUGCUUCCAGGCAGCGCCCUCUGCUGGGGGCUGGCAGUUGCUGCCUGUCCAGGCAAAGGGCCUUCCACUGCCCCCCCUCCACCGGGUGUGGGUUCUCCUUAGUCCCCACUGCUCACAGGAGAGCUGGGAGGCUCCGCUGAGGGACCCAGAGGUCUCGGGGCUGGAGCCAGAGGUCACUGGUGUUGACCAAUGCACCAGAGAGUAUUAACGUCCACUUCUUUGCCUGGCUUAGUUGGACAGGCUCACACUCACACAUGUACCUGAGGCUGUCCCAUGCCUGCUACAGACUGCGGCCAGAGCAGUUUAAGGUCUGGCUCUGCCCUCAAGGCACAAUUGCUUGGCAUUCUCCCUUCGAAUUGUCCCCAACGCCUGGAGGUUUCACAGUCGAGGAGAGCUGUCUGACCUGCCCCGCAGGGCCAGCCAGAGGUCCCCUGUGCGCGCCUGCGGCUGCUUCUCACCACCACAAGGGGGCACAGUAGCAAGUCACUGUCUCCUAGCCCUGUGGGGAGGCUGGGGUGGUCCCUGAGCCGGGAUGGACGUGGUGGACAAUCAGGUUGCCUGGUGGGGAGGGGGCGGGUCAGGGGGAGGGAGAAAUCCUGUUAAAGCUUGGCCUUCUCUAUCAGCCCGCAGCCCACACACCCCGAACUCCUACGCCCCUGGUGGGGACUGUCCCUAGUUGUAACCUGGUAAGGGGUACACAGGCCACCUCUGUUUUUCAGUCCCAACCCUCUCUGGAUUCCAGGACUCUAGCCCACAAGUGGGGUGGGGCAUAUCCUUUUCUCAGAAACCCAGCAGCAUUUAAACUUUCUGGGUAUCCCUCCCUGGCCGCGAGGACUUUUAUCUGAACUAGGAGGGGGCAUACCUGGCCUUCUCAUCUGCUUCCAUUCCGGGUCGCCCCUGAGUAUAAGAAUUGGGCAAUAAAAAGCCCGGAGCUGGCCUCCACUGCCAUACCUGGAUUGGAAAGAAGCAGGUUAUAAAAGAGAGGGAAGUCUUGGCUUAUCAGUUCAAAAAUACCCUUUGGGCGGCCACCCCAGGCAUAUUUCUCGCCUUCCCGCAUGAGGGCGACUUUCUGUACCAGAUUUUCGCCCACUCCAACUCUAGCUCCUUUGAACUAGAGUCAACGCCUCGGACGUUGAGCCCACGGACCCCACUGGUGCUUCUCCUUGGUCUGGGUGACACCCUCGGGUCCAGCUAUGUCCUCUUCAUACGCAGACAUAGGCCUGCUUGUGUUCCCAGGAUCCUCUUUACCUGCUUGGGUAGACGGGUUGGGGAGGGGAAACCAGCAUUGGAGGUUGGGGUUUUGGGGAGAGGUCUGGAAACAGUAGGCGUGAUGCAGAAAUGUGGAGUAUAGGAUGGGUUUAGGGAGACGGGAAGGGGUCUAGGACUGCGCGCAGAGGAAUGCCCUUAUUUGGAGGCGCCAAAGGGGGCGGACCAGCCAUCAGGAUUUUGCACCGCCGCCAGCGCAGCCAGGGCGGAGGAAUUAGGGUUGCCAGGGACAACGCGUUCCGGGCGGAGCCGCUAUUGGGGUGGAGCUUGAGGGUUGUGGGCGGAGCCCGGGGAGGCCGGAGUGGGCGGGGCUUAGCCUUAAGCGGAGUUGUGAUUGGAGGAGACCACAUGCUCUGGGCGGGGCCUUAGAACUGGGCGGGGCUGUGCUGUAUUGGGGCGGAGCUUAAAGAUGGGUGGGACCAAGCGGGGGCAGGCUCGGAGAGCUGGAGCUGGAGGCGGAGACGUGGUUGGCGGGGACAGAGCGCCCUGGGAGGGGUCGGAGCCGGCGGGGGCGGAGCCGAGCGGGCGGGGGCGGUGCUGGGUCGCGCCGGGCCUGGGGCCGAGGCGGCGCGCGGCGCUGACAGCUGAGUCGGCUCGCGGCCUCCCGCCCCCUCUGUGCCCGGCCGCGACCCUGGCCUGGCCUGUCCCGGAGCCAUGAGCCCCGGGCUGCUGAUGCUGCUCGGCAGCGCCGUCCUGGUCGUCUUCGGCCUCUGCUGCACCUUCGUGCACCGCGCUCGCAGCCGCUAUGAGCACAUCCCCGGGCCGCCGCGGCCCAGUUUCCUUCUAGGACACCUCCCCUACUUUUGGAAAAAGGACGAGGUUUGUGGCCGCGUGCUCCAAGAUGUGUUUUUGGAUUGGGCCAAGAAGUAUGGACCCGUCGUGCGGGUCAACGUCUUCCACAAAACCUCGGUCAUCGUCACGAGCCCCGAGUCGGUCAAGAGGUUCCUGAUGUCCACCAAAUACAACAAGGACUCCAAGAUGUACCACGCGAUCCAGACUGUGUUUGGUGAGAGGCUGUUUGGCCAAGGCUUGGUGUCCGAGUGUGACUAUGAGCGCUGGCACAAACAGCGGAGAGUCAUGGACCUGGCCUUCAGCCGGAGCUCCUUGGUCAGCCUGAUGGGGAUCUUCAAUGAGAAAGCGGAGCAGCUGGUGGAGAUUCUGGAAGCCCAGGCGGAUGGGCAGACCCCCGUGUCCAUGCAGGACAUGCUCACCUGCACCACCAUGGACAUUCUGGCCAAGGCAGCUUUUGGAAUCGAGACCAGCAUGCUCCUGGGGGCCCAGAAGCCUCUGUCCCGGAAAGUGAAACUGAUCCUGGAGGGUAUCAGCUCAUCUCGAAACACUCUGGCGAAGUUUAUGCCAGGCAAGUGGAAGCAGCUUCGCGAGAUCCGGGAGAGCGUCCGCUUCCUGCGCCAGGUCGGCAAGGACUGGGUCCAGCGGCGCCGGGAGGCCCUGCAGAGGGGGGAGGACGUCCCCGCCGACAUCCUCACUCAGAUUCUCAAAGCUGAAGAAGGGGCCCAGGACGACGAGAUCCUGCUGGACAACUUCGUCACCUUCUUCAUCGCGGGUCACGAGACCUCUGCCAAUCACCUGGCCUUCACGGUGAUGGAGCUGUCACGCCAGCCGGAGAUCUUGGCGAGGCUGCAGGCCGAAGUGGACGAGGUCAUCGGCUCCAAGAGGCACCUUGACUGCGAGGACCUGGGGAGACUGCAGUACCUGUCCCAGGUCCUCAAAGAGUCGCUGAGGCUGUACCCGCCAGCGUGGGGCACCUUCCGUCUGCUGGAGGAGGAGACUUUGAUCGACGGGGUCCGCGUCCCUGGCAACACCCCGCUCCUGUUCAGCACCUACGUCAUGGGGCGGAUGGACACGUACUUUGAGGACCCGCUGACUUUCAACCCGGAUCGCUUCAGUCCCAAAGCACCCAAGCCCAAGUUUACCUACUUCCCCUUCUCCCUGGGGCCCCGCUCCUGCAUCGGGCAGCAGUUUGCUCAGAUGGAGGUGAAGGUGGUCAUGGCCAAGCUGCUGCAGAGGCUCGAGUUCCGGCUGGUGCCCGGGCAGAGUUUCGGGCUGCAGGAGCAGGUCACGCUCAAGCCGCUGGACCCCGUGCUGUGUACCCUGCAGCCCCGGGGCUGGCAGCCCGCCCCCCCGCCCCCACCCUGCUGAGGGGCUGAGGGCAGGACCAGACUCCUCAGCCAGGGCUGCGCCCACCCUGCUCCCUGCCCUCUUCCCCUGGAGCACCCUCCACGCCAGCUCCUAGGGGGCCCUCUGCCCACCACCGCCUGCUCCACACCCCUCGGACCUCCUCGUCCCCUCUGCUAACUCUGCCGCCCUUCCUGGAGCAGCCCCUGCCUAACUCCCAGCUGCCAUCUAGAUGUGCCAUUGUCUCCCCCAACCUCUUUGCGUAGGCCACUCCCUCUGCCAGACACCCUAACUCUUGCUCACUCCCUAAAGCCCUCUUCAGGUGUCGCCUCCUCCAGGAAGCCCUCCCUGCCACCCCCGGCCGGGCCAGGGGCCCCUCCUCUGUGCUCCCUUGGUCACCUGUGCUACCUCUAACACCACACUGACCACACUGUAUCGUGAGUGUCCUUUGACGUGACCUACUGCCCUGCCAGGCUAUGAGUGCCUCGAGGGUGGGGUCUGCGUGUGAUUCAUCUCUGAGCCCCCCGUGCCCACCCAGGGCCCGGCACAGAGUCGAUGCUCAAUAAAUAAAUAAGUGUUGACUGCGUGAAUGUACAGGCAGACCAA
Sus scrofa (pig) is the source of this 4594-nucleotide messenger RNA. RefSeq names its product cytochrome P450 family 46 subfamily A member 1 (gene CYP46A1). Gene Ontology annotation, molecular function: heme binding; cholesterol 24-hydroxylase activity; iron ion binding. NCBI's taxonomy places the organism in Eukaryota, Metazoa, Chordata, Mammalia, Artiodactyla, Suidae. The record is from RefSeq and is a predicted model, not a curated record. Gene Ontology annotation, biological process: cholesterol catabolic process.